GGUUGAGCUGGUGAUGGUGAAGGAGUUCAAUAAUUUUGCGCAUCGUGGCAACUACUACAAUGAGCAGGAUGAUCCCAUUUCGGCGCAUCUGUUCAAUUUGGAUGGUCGGGAGUGGCGAGAGAUGCGUAAUAAGUUGACGUCCACUUUCACCUCCCUGAAGAUGCACCAAAUGCUGCCCACAGUGGUGCAGAUAGCGGAUCGCUUUGUGCAGGUGGUGCAGCAACAGAUCGAAGCCACUAAGGAUGCGGAGGAGUGUCCAGUGGAAGUGAAGCAUCUUCUGGCCCGAUUCACCAUCGAUGUCAUUGGCAGUUGUGCCUUUGGCCUCGACUGCAACAGCCUCAACGAUCCCAAUGUCGAGUUCUAUCAUCUGGGCCAAAAGACCUUCACGAAUCGCCGUCAUGGUCGUCUGGCCUUUGCCCUCAUCCAGGCCUUUCCCCGCCUGGCCAAGCGUCUCCACAUUAAGAUGGUCAACGAUGAUGUCAGCGAGUUUUACAUGCGUGUGGUUCGCGAGACUUUGGAGUAUCGCGAGAAGCAUCAGGUGCAACGCAAUGAUUUCCUCAAUCUGCUCAUGGAACUGCGCAAUGAGCCGAGUGGCGGAUUGACCUUCAAUCAGAUCGCUGCCCAGGCAUUUGUCUUCUUCCUGGGUGGCUUCGAGACCAGCUCCAGCACCAUGGGCUUUGCCUUACACCUUCUCGCCCUGCAUCCCGAGAUCCAGCAGCGUGGCAGGGAGGAAGUUCAACAGGUGCUUGCCAAGCACAAGGAACUCAACUAUGAGGCCCUGAGGGAACUCAAGUAUAUCAAGCAAAUCAUUUAUGAAACACUUCGCAAGUAUUCCAUUGCACCGAUUAUUCUACGCAAGACAAUUGAAGAUUUUCCAGUUCCGGACUCUUCUUAUGUGCUGGAAGCGGGAACACCAGUUGUCAUACCCAUCGAUGCCAUUCAUCACGAUCCCGACAUUUAUCCGGAGCCAGAAAAAUUCGAUCCAGAUCGUUUUACCCCCGAGGCCAUGGAACAGCGUCCUUCAGCUGCCUUUUUGGCCUUUGGGGCUGGUCCACGUAAUUGCAUUGGUCUUCGCUUUGGUGAAAUGCAAUCCCUAGUGGGUUUGGCUGUGCUGCUCAAGAACUUCAAGUUCUCGCCAGCCAAGGAGACCGAAAUACCAUUGCAAAUACACAAGACAAGUUUCUUUUUGCAAUCUCGAGGCGGAAUUGUACUUAAUGUUGAGAAGGUUUAAAUUAUACAAACAAUAUACAUACUUAUAAAUAUUUAAACAGUAUUGAAAACUUAAAUGUUAAUAUGUUUAUUCGAACAAAUAAAGAUAGAGAAAUCUGUAUUCGAUUA
Molecule: messenger RNA, 1338 nt
Organism: Drosophila innubila
Lineage: Eukaryota; Metazoa; Arthropoda; Insecta; Diptera; Drosophilidae
Product: probable cytochrome P450 6a21
Exons: 3
Coding region: 14-1231 (405 amino acids)
Molecular function (GO): oxidoreductase activity, acting on paired donors, with incorporation or reduction of molecular oxygen; iron ion binding; heme binding
Source: RefSeq, a predicted model, not a curated record